Capra hircus (goat) is the source of this 1593-nucleotide messenger RNA. It is a transcript of the gene CCNP, whose product is annotated as cyclin N-terminal domain containing 2. Lineage: Eukaryota; Metazoa; Chordata; Mammalia; Artiodactyla; Bovidae. Gene Ontology annotation, cellular component: cyclin-dependent protein kinase holoenzyme complex; centrosome; cytoplasm. The transcript has 8 exons. The coding region runs from base 1 to 1521 and encodes 506 amino acids. Gene Ontology annotation, molecular function: cyclin-dependent protein serine/threonine kinase regulator activity. The record is from RefSeq and is a predicted model, not a curated record. Gene Ontology annotation, biological process: mitotic cell cycle phase transition; regulation of cyclin-dependent protein serine/threonine kinase activity.
AUGGACGGCCCGCUCUCCCCUCGGGGAACCCGCAGCGGGCGCGGCCGCCUGGCCGUCUCCCCUGCCCCCUCAGCUGCUCUCCUGACCCUGUGGAUGAGGCAGGAGGAACACGAGGGGGCUAGCCUCCCCAGCCACCAGCCCCGUGCCUUACCAGGGCUUCCUUCCGGCCGGCCUUACCUCCCGCUGGAGCCCAGGCCCGGCCCCAGCCCCUUCCGAGGAUGGGGGCCGGGGUCUCCCCCUUCUCUCUGCUUGGAGCGGAGGGGCACCAGCCUCGGCUGUUACACAUCUUGCACCGAGACAGUAUUGGGCCCGCCCGGCGGACUUGGGUUCGGGGGGGGUGGGCUGGGGGUCUGGAACGUGCCGAGGGAGGGCCCCCUGGCGCUCUUCCGCUCUCUGGGCCUCACGUUCUGCAGCCUUAAGGGCCUGUGGAGCCACAAGGUGGGGAAGCUGGUAGAGGAGGUACCUGGGGUGCUUAAGCGCAGGUUGGAGGGUGGAGGUUACUUCAGCGGGAAGCUGGUGAAGAGUCUGUGGAAGAGUCCAAACGCCUGCCUCGACCCAGAGCCUCAGAGCACCUCAAUUCCUGACAGCGUCCUGGCGGGCAGGAGCGUCUCCCCAGGACGCCUGGAGAGGCCCCCGGGGCCUUGCGCGCCGCCGGGGCUGGAGGAGGCUCUGAGUGCGCUGGGGCUGGAGGGAGAACGUGAGUACGCCAGGGACAUCUUCGCCGAAGUCAUGGGCUGGACUCCGGGAGGGAAGCCAGGCACAGGUGUGGAGACUGAAGCCGUCCUUGCCCGACCGCAGGUGUGCCGCGCGCUGCCCCGGAGGGCCCUGCCCCGCACCGUGACCCCAGAGAUGCGCGCGCUAGUGGUGGACUGGCUGGUUCAGGUGCACGAGUACCUGGGUCUGGCGGGGGACACGCUCUACCUGGCCGUGCACCUGCUUGAUUCCUACUUGCGCGCGAGCCGAGUGCGCCUACACCGCCUGCAGCUGCUGGGCAUGGCCUGCCUGUUCUUGGCGUGCAAAGUGGAAGAGUGCGUGCUUCCCGAGCCCUCCUCCCUCUGUCUCCUGGGCGCUGGCUCCUUCUCGCGGGCCGAGCUUCUGCGCGCGGAGCGCCGCAUCUUGAGCCGCUUGGAUUUCCGGCUGCACCACCCGGGCCCGCUACUUUGCCUCGGGUUGCUUGCUGCUCUGGCCCGGAGCGGCCCCCAGGUGUUGCUUCUCGCCACUUACUUCUUGGAGCUGUCUCUGCUAGAGGCCGAAGCCGCAGGGUGGGAGCCGGGUCGCCGUGCAGCUGCGGCGCUGAGCCUGGCUCACCGAGUGCUCGAGGGAGCAGGUUCCGGGCCUGAGCCGGCGCUUUACAGCCGAGCGGAGCUGGGCCCGCUCGAGCCGUGCAUGGUCCGCGCUGCGCUCCGAGGCCCCGCGCCCGGCCGCGCCGCCGUCUUCCUCAAGUACGCGCGGCCCCAGCGCCAGGGCACCAGCCUCGCCGCCGCCUGCCUGCUCCGCCACUCCCCACCGGGGCCUCCCUGAGCCCGGAGACCCCAGCAAAAAAGACUCUUCUUGUGCGUCGGUUUCCCACUUCAAUAAAAAAGUUUUUAUUCC